This is a messenger RNA of Mycena indigotica, 861 nucleotides long. RefSeq names its product WD-REPEATS-REGION domain-containing protein. The coding region runs from base 1 to 861 and encodes 286 amino acids. The transcript has 3 exons. The record is from RefSeq and is a predicted model, not a curated record. Lineage: Eukaryota; Fungi; Basidiomycota; Agaricomycetes; Agaricales; Mycenaceae.
AUGCCCUCCACACGACUAUCUAUUCCUACGACCCUCGUCACGUCACCAACACCGGAUCCCUCCCCCAUUGUACAAACCCCGUCCAAUAAGGGCAAACGCAAGGCAGAUGAAGUCGAUGGAAACACUCCACCCGACGCCAGAAAAGCUACCUUUGCAGCAUCUCCGCGACCUUUGCGUGCAUCAAACGCCACCUCAAAUGCUCCCUCGUCGUAUCAUCGGCAGCCAAAACGGGCUCGUCUUUCCACCCAAUCUGAAGACACUACCAACCGACCUGACACAGCCGCUACUGUGGGCUCCUGGUCUAGUCGGCGCUCAAACCAACGUCCGCUGUCCCGGUCACAGUCUCUCUCGCAACAGUCUUCACUACAUCGUGCCUCUUCUAGGCGGUCGCUCUCCCAGUCGUCAAUUCCAAUAUCAGCAUUGAUUUCUCCGCAUGCUCCAUCCAUUGCUUUGUCGUCUGGACAUAACGCUUUCCACAUGCGCGACCCCCACAAGCCACCUAAAGUACAACCCACGGGUUGGACGUUAGCCAUGGGCGAAAUAGACAUGCAGGGAAGCCACAUAUGGCGCAGCUUCACGGAAACUGGCGGCAGCCCGCUCCAUGCGUGGCUUUUCUUCGUCGGAUUUGUACUUUUCCCCGUCUGGUGGGUGGCUAGCUUUCUGCAGGUCAUUCGCACUCGAACAUUGGGUCACGACACGGAGGGCAAAGGCCAAUCACAGGGUCAGGUUGUACUAGAUGACCCGCAAGUUGAAUUUGAUGCUCGGACUUGGCGCACGCGUUGUCGCAUCAUGGCUGUGAUAUCAUUCUUCACUUACAUCCCGUUCAUUGUGCUCGUUGCGGUGCUUGUGGGAAGAAGGUAG